AUGUCUGCCAGACCCGCAAAGCCAGUCUAUUUCUCCAACGGGGAGGCUCUCCAGAGCCCCCCAUUUACCGUGCGACUUACCCGCUUCGUCGAGAGCAUUUACUUCUUCUUGGGCCUGUACUUCACCACGCUCUUAUCGCUCGACUCCUACGCCGCUGCCGAGAACUCUUCUUUCAACGUCAAGAACCAGGGCAACAAAUAUAACACUCGCUCUCGCUGGGGAGGUAGCAAUUCCUCACCUCGUGGAGGUGGUGGUGGUGGAGGAGGAGGUGGCGGUGGUGGCCCGGGCUUUGGUCCGCGGCGCGUGGGACGUGUAGAUGAUGUUCGUGGACCGGAGUGUACACUACGCAAACCGCCCAGCAUGAGUGCCAUCCCCCAAACGGACGCCGAAUGGGCGGAAAAGUUAGCCAACAUGAAGCAGCAGCUGCCCAGACACUCACUGUCCCAACCGCCAAUUCCAACUCAAAUCCACCGCACAAUAGACCACACCCUCCUAACGACCCCAGUCGACCCCUCACAGAUCGACACGCUGUGUAAAGAAGCCCUUGAAUAUGACUUCGCCACCGUAUGCGUGCGACUGGAGCACGUCGCCCGUGCCGCAGGCCACGUCAAAGGUAGCAACACAGGGGUCGCAUGUGUGGUCGGAUUCCACGAGGGCACACACCCCACAGCUGAGAAAGUGCGCGAGGCCAAAGAGGCUGUUGCGCAGGGCGCUACAGAACUCGACAUGGUGAUUCGGUACAACUUGCUGAAAGAAGGCCGGUAUACGGAGGUAUACGAGGACAUUCUUGCGGUACGCAAUGCCGCGCCGUCGCCAAUUGUCCUCAAAGCAAUUUUGGAGGCGGCCGUGCUCGAGGAGGCGCAGAUCACCGAUGCGACAAUUGUGUCAUGCUUGGCUGGCGUGGACUAUGUCAAGACUAGCACAGGUUGGAAUGGCGGUGCGAGUGUUGAGCAGGUUAGGCUUAUGCGCUUGGCGGCAGAUAUGUGUGGGUGCUCUUGCUUGAUUAAGGCCAGUGGCGGUAUACGCACUGCCGAGGCUCUGCUGCGCAUGCUUAAGGCUGGAGCGUUCCGCAUUGGAACCAGUGCUGGGAUUGGUAUUAUGAAAGAGAUUGAUAAGGGGGAGAUGCUUGAACAGGGAUGUGGUCAUGCGGUAGCUUGA
Messenger RNA from Penicillium coprophilum, 1158 nucleotides. RefSeq lists its product as uncharacterized. Lineage: Eukaryota; Fungi; Ascomycota; Eurotiomycetes; Eurotiales; Aspergillaceae. Gene Ontology annotation, molecular function: deoxyribose-phosphate aldolase activity. Gene Ontology annotation, biological process: deoxyribonucleotide catabolic process; carbohydrate catabolic process. The transcript is spliced from 4 exons. The record is from RefSeq and is a predicted model, not a curated record. Gene Ontology annotation, cellular component: cytoplasm. Bases 1 to 1158 code for a protein of 385 amino acids.